Messenger RNA from Panonychus citri (citrus red mite), 900 nucleotides. Its product is annotated as low molecular weight phosphotyrosine protein phosphatase-like. Bases 178 to 642 code for a protein of 154 amino acids. The transcript has a single exon. NCBI's taxonomy places the organism in Eukaryota, Metazoa, Arthropoda, Arachnida, Trombidiformes, Tetranychidae. Gene Ontology annotation, molecular function: non-membrane spanning protein tyrosine phosphatase activity; acid phosphatase activity. Gene Ontology annotation, biological process: protein dephosphorylation. Gene Ontology annotation, cellular component: cytoplasm. The record is from RefSeq and is a predicted model, not a curated record.
UUUUGUUUACAAGUUGACAAGUUGAUCAAAUCUUAACGUUAACUUUUCGUUGCUACAAUUAAUUGUUUACUUUACGAUUAAACGAUUGAUUGUAUUUAAAAUUUAAAUUCUAAUUUUCAUCCCAAUUGUCAUUGGUUAAUUAGAGAAGUGAUUGUUUUGUAGUGUCAUUGAAGAGAAAUGGGUAAACGAGGCGUUCUAAUGGUUUGUCUUGGUAACAUUUGCCGAUCACCAAUUUCUGAAGCUGUUUUUCAACAUGUUGUUAAGGAACGAGGAUUAGAGGAUAAAUGGUUUGUUGAUUCAGCGGCAACUUCUAAUGAACACACUGGAUCACCACCCGACCGCCGAGCAACUGCAUGUAUUAAACGCCAUGGAAUUGAGUAUAAGCAUAAAUGCCGUCAAUUGUGUAAAGAUGAUUAUAAAAAAUUCCAUUUCAUCUUUGGUAUGGAUAAAUCAAAUUUACAAGACAUUAAAAGAAAAGCUCCAGCCGAUGGUACAGCGGAAAUUGGUCUUCUAGGCGAUUAUCAUCCAGACGGUAAAACAAUUAUUCAUGAUCCAUGGUACGAUUCAGAUGACAAAGGAUUCGAAGAGUGUUACGAGAAAGCAUUGGCCUCAGUAAAUGCGUUUCUUGAUUCACACCAAUAGAAGACAAAUUCCUUUUGAUAAUCGUUGUUAAUUCUCUCUCAAGGUAGUAAUCUUAAUCAACUGAAUAAUAGCGAUAGUUCAUCUGUUUGAAUGGACAAUCAUCUUAUUUUAUUAUGAGUGUUUCUUCAAAAUCUCAAAUUUCUAAUAUUACAAAUUUUGAGUAGAACGGAAAUUAAACUCAAUUGGAGACAUUGUAUUCAUUUUAAUUGUUUAAAAUGUAUUAAAAUGUGGAAAUAAAAACAAUCAUCGAUGGGAGAA